Molecule: messenger RNA, 666 nt
Organism: Knipowitschia caucasica
Lineage: Eukaryota; Metazoa; Chordata; Actinopteri; Gobiiformes; Gobiidae
Source: the annotation of a GenBank genome assembly
AUGACUGUGGGUCUUCAUCCCUGUGGGUCUUCAUCCCUGUGGGUCUUCAUCACUGUGGGUCUUCAUCUCUGUGGGUCUUCAUCACUGUGGGUCUUCAUCCCUGUGGGUCUUCAUCACUGUGGGUCUUCAUCCCUGUGGGUCUUCAUCCCUGUGGGUCUUCAUCACUGUGGGUCUUCAUCACUGUGGGUUUUAAUCCCUGUGGGUCUUCAUCACUGUGGGUCUUCAUCACUGUGGGUCUUCAUCCCUGUGGGUCUUCAUCCCUGUGGGUCUUCAUCACUGUGGGUCGUCAUCCCUGUGGGUCUUCAUCACUGUGGGUCUUCAUCCCUGUGGGUCUUCAUCACUGUGGGUCUUCAUCCCUGUGGAUCUUCAUCCCUGUGGGUCUUCAUCCCUGUGGGUCUUCAUCCCUGUGGGUCUUCAUCCCUGUGGGUCUUCAUCACUGUGGGUCUUCAUCACUGUGGGUCUUCAUCCCUGUGGGUCUUCAUCACUGUGGGUCUUCAUCCCUGUGGAUCUUCAUCCCUGUGGGUCUUCAUCCCUGUGGGUCUUCAUCCCUGUGGGUCUUCAUCCCUGUGGGUCUUCAUCACUGUGGGUCUUCAUCACUGUGGGUCUUCAUCCCUGUGGAUCUUCAUCCCUGUGGGUCUUCAUCACUGUGGGUCUUCAUCCCUGUGA